AUGAAUAAAGAGGACGCAAUACUUAUUAGUCGAGUGGCUGAUUUGGAAAGGAGAAUGGCGAUGUUUGAAGGAAUGUUCCAUGCACUAAGUGGAAGGCUAGAUCAACAUUUCAAGAAAUAUGACAUAGUAAUGAAUUCUCAACAACAGCAAAUAAUAGAGCUGAAUUCAGUAAUCUCUACACUACUGAACGAUCAAUUUCGACAUGCUGAAAUGAUAAAGGAAAAACUGUCAACAACUAUACAUGGAAUAUCAUCGAUGGAUACUAAUUCGAUUCAUCAAACAGACACUUCAGAUAUAUUUUCCAAUGGAGGUCGACCCUAUGAUGGUAAUAGUAACAUUCCUGCCGAUGUUUUGUUUGAUGACAUAAUAAGUAAUAAUAAGAAUGGAACUACUAAUGCCCCUGUCUCUGCUCAAACGACAGAGAACGCCAUUAAAAAUCAAGGAUUUGCACACCAGGAAACACAAGGAACUACACAACAAGAGGGAGAGCAACCGCGGGCGCCACAAAAUCAGCAACAACCGCAUCAAGGAUACCAGCCAUCGGUAGUUUUCCGAGGGCCAGUAUUAUCGUAUGGUAACUUUAAUCAACUAUCGCACCCUUCUUUAAGUCGGCCUCCCAACUUACUAAAUGAACCAGAGGGUAAUAUCUCGGAAAGCUCCCCAUCAAUAUCUUCAGAGGUGAUAUUCAAUAACAGCUCCAAUAAUAAUGGUAUCGGUAAUAACAAUGGGAAUAACGGUAAAAACGAGCUUCUCACAGCUCGUCAUGAAAUUUCAAAUCAGUCUCUUGAAGAAGAGGAACAAUAUAGAACGAAGAAAGGACACAAAAAGAAAAGAAAAAUAUAUAUAGGCCCCUUCGAGUUCCUAAAAUCACCGAAUUCGGUUUUGGACCUUUGGAAAGAAUACACUGAAGGCAUACAUGGGCAUCCAUCCAUAAAAUAUAUGGAUGCCAUUUACCAGACAAAUUGGAGACGAGAUGCAGCUGUUAAUAGGCGGUAUUCACGAAGGAAAGUGUUAUGGAAAGCAAUAGAAAGUGGAUUGGAAAAGGGAUACAGCCUAGAAAGAGUGGUCGAUAUUUUAGAAAACUGCAGAAUUAUUGAUAGCACAAAAGGUACCAAACAACCGAUUGGCUGGCUAUGCCACAGUAACAAUAUACCAGACAUUCUUAAGGACAGCCUUAAUUAA
Molecule: messenger RNA, 1182 nt
Organism: Naumovozyma dairenensis CBS 421
Lineage: Eukaryota; Fungi; Ascomycota; Saccharomycetes; Saccharomycetales; Saccharomycetaceae
Gene: MSN1
Product: Msn1p
Exons: 1
Coding region: 1-1182 (393 amino acids)
Biological process (GO): positive regulation of ribosomal protein gene transcription by RNA polymerase II
Molecular function (GO): RNA polymerase II cis-regulatory region sequence-specific DNA binding; DNA-binding transcription factor activity, RNA polymerase II-specific
Source: RefSeq, a predicted model, not a curated record